Messenger RNA from Rosa rugosa (rugosa rose), 447 nucleotides. RefSeq lists its product as uncharacterized. The coding region runs from base 1 to 447 and encodes 148 amino acids. The record is from RefSeq and is a predicted model, not a curated record. NCBI's taxonomy places the organism in Eukaryota, Viridiplantae, Streptophyta, Magnoliopsida, Rosales, Rosaceae. The transcript has a single exon.
AUGGGGUUUCAGGACUUGUAUGCGCAUAAUUUGGCUCUACUAGCCAAGCAGGGCUGGAGAAUUUUGAGUAAUCCUAGUUCUUUGGUUGGAAGGUUGUUUAAAGCUCGUUACUUUCCUCAUAGUGAUUUUCUAUCUGCUCCGAUAGCUCGUUCUCCUUCAGCUUGCUGGAGGGGUAUUUACACUGCGCAGCCAACUCUCAAGCGUGGAGUGAGGUGGCAGGUUGGCGAUGGUGCUAUGAUCAGGAUUUGGGAGGAUGCAUGGCUCCCUAGACCAGUUCUGUUUCGUCCUGUAUGGUAUGGCAAUUCUGCCUUGGUUUCAGUUAGUGAGCUAUUGCGUUAUGGACAGUGGGAUAGAGAUUUGAUUGCGGCUAAUUUUGAUGAGGGUGAUGCAUCUCUAAUUCUUUCUAUUCCUCUUAGCUCUAAUCAUGUAGCAGAUAGAUUGGUUUGA